Molecule: messenger RNA, 4548 nt
Organism: Diachasma alloeum
Lineage: Eukaryota; Metazoa; Arthropoda; Insecta; Hymenoptera; Braconidae
Product: elongation factor-like GTPase 1
Exons: 4
Coding region: 904-3753 (949 amino acids)
Biological process (GO): cytosolic ribosome assembly
Cellular component (GO): ribonucleoprotein complex; cytosol
Molecular function (GO): GTP binding; ribosome binding; GTPase activity
Source: RefSeq, a predicted model, not a curated record
AAACUCAAAGGAGUUCGAUGAAUUUCCUUUUACAUUGGAAAUAAUAGCCAACUUCUGCCUCGUUUCCACUGAACUAACUCAUCGUUGUGUUUCCACCGACAAGUUACUUCAACUCUUAUCUACUUGUGUCCAACUCCCCGGUGUAAAUAGGCUCAGUGUCGAAUUUUCUAUCAGUUCGCGAUACAAAAAUCUCAAGCCGCAAACCCGUAUGUGUGAAACUCCUGUUUCCGUGUUGUGCUACUAUAUCGAUAACGCAGGGACCUCCACCUGCUCUGUACAUCCGCGGUGCAAUCAUCGAAUGAUCCAAUCUGAUUUCAAGUGACCCAGUGUUAUCAGCAAAAAUGCAGUGACUUCCUUUCGGAAAAAAUCGUCAAAUCAACUACAUUUAUCUCAACUAAUCUAUGUGAAAAAUCAUUAUAUUUGUGCAACGCAAUUGAACGCAAAUCAGCCGACAUAACAUGGACUCACCCCAGUGGUUUCACGCUUCUCAAUUAAAUCACCGUUAAAUUAUUCUCAUCUCCACUGACUCACCGAUACUAAAAAUUACAAAGAUUGGUGCAACCGGCCCAGUUAGCUACCAAAAGGUGAUGGUGUUGAAUCACAAGGAAAUGCCAAACAUACGUAAUGGAAUAGUGACAAUAAGUGAACGUUUUGCGCAGUGGAAACAAAACAAAGUGAAAUAGCCACUGGUAUUCCUUGCUAGCCAAAAAAUUAUUAAAACACUUAGAAGCAAAUUAUCUACAAUAAAAAAUUCCACAUCCCUCCUAUUUUUAUAUUUUGUGCAGUGAGACAUGACAAUAAAGCUCUAGAAAUCACUUAACCUCUUCUACAAGUUGACAAGUUAAAGAAGCCUUAAAAAAUCCCCCAUACGUCCAAUAAUAAAUAAUAAUUAAGUCCAUCAAAAUGAGACUAGUAGAUUCCUCAAAACUUAAUGAGCUUCAAUCGCAGCCAUCGCGUAUACGGAACAUCUGCAUCUUGGCGCACGUGGAUCAUGGUAAGACUACUCUAGCAGAUUCUUUGGUAGCUUCCAAUGGAAUAAUCUCUAGUAAGCUGGCAGGUAAACUUCGUUACCUGGAUAGUCGUGACGACGAACAGCAGCGAGGCAUCACCAUGAAGUCCAGCUCAAUAGCACUGUAUCAUAGACACAACCAGCAAGAGUAUCUUGUGAACAUCAUUGACUCUCCAGGUCAUGUUGAUUUUGCCUCAGAGGUAUCAACAGCUGUGCGUCUCUGCGAUGGGGCUAUUGUUGUGGUAGACGUAGUCGAGGGUGUCUGCCCCCAAACGAGAUCAGCAUUAUCAAUGACCUACGUUGAAGGAUUGAAACCAGUACUUGUGCUGAAUAAAAUUGACAGAUUGAUCACAGAGAUGAAGCUGGAACCAUUGGAUGCUUAUGUCCACUUGAACCAGGUUCUGGAGCAAGUGAACGCUGUAAUGGGAGAGAUAUUCGCUAGUGAUAUAAUGGAACGAGAAGAGAAAGAAGAAAUGGAUCAUCAAGAACAAUAUGCAAAAUCUGAUGGCUCGAACGAUUGGCAGUCAGCGUUGUUAGAGACUGAUGAUUCAAAUCUUUAUUUCUCUCCAGAACAGGGAAAUGUGCUAUUUUCUAGUGCUGUUGAUGGCUGGGGGUUCCAAGUCUCCAAUUUUGCAAAGAUAUUCUCGGAAAAAUUAGGAUUCAGUGAGAAGGUUCUGCUUAAGACUCUGUGGGGUGAUUAUUAUCUCAAUAUGAAAGCUAAAAGAAUUGUCAAGGGUGCACAAGAGAAGGCGAAGAAACCUUUAUUUGUAUCAUUAAUCCUCGACAACUUGUGGAUGCUCUAUGAUACUGUGGUUGUUAGGAAGGAUAAAGAAAAAAUGUUGAGCAUGGUAGAAAAGUUGAAUAUUAAACUAACAACUAGGGAUUUAAGAGUGACUGAUGUAAAGGCCCAACUUCAGGCAAUUUGCUCUCAAUGGUUACCACUAUCAAAAUCCUGCCUUGAUGUUGUCUGUAAUAAGGUUCCAUCGCCUCUCGACCUCUCCCCGGAGAAAAUCGAACGUCUAAUGAGUGGGAAUUCAGAAUUCUCUUCUCUACAUGUUGAAAGUCAAAAAUUGAAAGCGGCUUUUUUAAAUUGUGGGUCAUCUCCAGAGGCUCCCAUAAUUGCCUUUAUUUCUAAGAUGUUUUCAGUGGAACGUAAAAUGUUACCAGAAUUUAAGACGCAGCCAUUGACACCGGAGGAGUUAACCAGAUGUCGAGAAAUUGUGAGACAACGACAUACCAUUAAAUUAGGACAAGAACAAAAUCAGAAUUUGAUUCAGAAUGAGAACCAAGAGGCGUCUUCAUCUUCUUCACCGUCUCCAUCAUCUUUAAGUAAUCCGAAACUCUCUCCAAAAGACAUGGAAGAAGAGACUCCGUCUGAAGAAGACCAUGAAACAAUUAGAGAAAACCCUCUCAUAGCUUUUGCAAGAGUUUACUCAGGGACAUUAACAGAAAACUGUGAAGUUUUAGUCCUAGGUCCCAAGCAUAAUCCUCGGAAAACUCUAGAGAGAAAGAGAGCAGGUGAAUGGGUCGAACCUGCAGAAUCCUUGAAAGAUCUUAAGUCAGGUUGCCACAUUACUAAAGUUAAAAUUCCAAAGCUUUAUUUGAUGAUGGGAAGAGAAUUAGAAGCAGUCCCAACAGUCCCAGCUGGUAACGUUCUUGGGAUUGGUGGGUUGGAGGAUCAUGUUCUAAAAACUGCGACGAUCUCCACUGAUAUCAUGUGUCCAUCUUUCUCUGAACUCACUUCCUUAUCGGUUCCUAUUCUUCGAGUUGCAUUAGAACCGAAGCAUCCCAAUGAUCUUCAGAGGUUGAUCAAUGGUUUGAAGCUAUUGAAUCAGGCGGAUGCGUGUGCUAUUAUGCACAUUCAGGAGACGGGAGAGAUUGUUUUAAAUACUGCUGGGGAAGUACAUUUGGAGAGGUGUCUAGAGGAUCUUAAGACUAAGUACGCAAAUGUAGAAAUUAACGUGUCUGAACCGAUUGUCUCUUUUAGAGAAACUGUGGUUCCUCCACCAACAGUUGAUAUGGUCAAUGAGGCGAUUGAGAAGAAGAGUGAGGAAGUGAUGCUAGAGUUCUGGACUCAAAAUCGCCAGUGUUGCUUUGAGAUCGAUGCAGCUCCACUGCCUGAGAAAAUUACGAAGUUGAUUGAAAAAAAUUCCGAGUUGAUUAAGGAGCUGGAUUCUCAUUGGGAAAGAUUUGGAAAGGAAGACAGUGAUGAAUUGAAUCUAGCGAGACUGACGUUGGAGGAGGUAGACCUGGGAGAAAGAAAAAAAAAGGCCAUCGAAGGAUUGAAACAGGAGUUGAAAGCGGCUUUUGAUGAAGCUGGAUGGGAAGAUGUGCUGGAGAACAUCUUUUCUUUUGGACCUAGAAAGUGUGGUCCUAAUGUGCUGCUUAAUAGGACGGAUUACAAAAGGAGAGCCUUCUGGGAGUCACAGAUCAAGGGAUCAGAUGAUCCCAGAGCUGCGUUUGAUAGUAGCAUGAUAAAUGGCUUCCAGUUGGCCACACUGGCAGGACCUCUGUGUGAAGAGCCAAUGAUGGGCGUUUGUUUUACUAUUAAAAAAUGGGAAAUUUAUGAUGACUUAUUAAGUGAAAGCGGACCAACCCACGGACACCUGGGUGGUCAAUUGAUGUCAGCUUGCAAAGAAGCAUGUCGACGUGCCCUGAGCUUGAGGAGGCCUCGACUGGUGACUCCUAUGUAUUCUUGCAGCGUUCUCGUCAAUUCUGACGUUCUCGAGAGGACAAGAAAAUAGUUAUUUAAUAUUGGAAAACGAUAGGACUGCUGUAUAAACAAAAUUCAAUUUUGUUGUUGAGCGAUAAAAGGCGAAAGGAUUUGGAGAACAUUAUGCAAAGACUCAUUUGGUUGACCAUUAAUUUGUCUACAGAAGAAGUCUCUCGACAAUUUUGCCUAAAAAUACUGAUAAUCAGCAGGAUCAUUUCAGACGUGUCCUUCAUUCUUCGCUCCUGAAUCAAAUCCCAAUAGAUCCAUUUCAGAUUCUCAUAAAAGUUUAAUUGACGUCUAAAUCCAAAAUGCGUACGUGUCAUCUUACGUGACUGAAAUUAUUGGCUGACCUUGCAUCAUAUUUUUAUUUCAAAUUCCUCAAAUAUCCAUUUGUUGCGAGCAGAAUAAGAGAAUUUCAACCGCAUCGCUUUUGAUAAAGAUGUAACAAGUUGUUGGAUUGAUUCAUUUUCUAAUAAAUGGAGUAAUAAAUUAAAUGAUGGAGCAAAAUCGGUAUAUAUAAGGCAAUGGAAAAUAGACUUGAAUGAGUGGGUGAAGUUGGAUGGAAUUUCAUAAUAAAUAGUACGGUAUUUAGGGGACUAAUUGACUCAUUCAAGUGAUAAUAUCACAUGCACGUCAGUCCCAUGUGGCGGUUUUCAACAAUUCUGGAACUCUGUGCCAUGGAAAUGACGGUUGAAACUCCUCUUGUACUUCAAAACCUGGAAAAUAAUUUUUUUUCAUAAGUCUUUCAUAUUACUUAUGUUACUUAUUUCGUAUUUCAUAUUACGUUCAUAUUACUUAAUUUAAUAGAUAAAAGACUAAUCAUCAA